Molecule: messenger RNA, 852 nt
Organism: Vicia faba (fava bean)
Lineage: Eukaryota; Viridiplantae; Streptophyta; Magnoliopsida; Fabales; Fabaceae
Source: the annotation of a GenBank genome assembly
AUGUAUACCAUCUUCAAGGAGUCUGGUGAUAUUGAUGAAGUUAUCAUUUCACAAGAAGAGAUAAAUGUGGAAAACGCUUUGGUUUCACAAGGUUCGAGAAAGAUACAUGCAAAUCUCCCAAGAUUCAACAGGGAGUUCACCAUCAGGGAGACCACGGGAGUCAGAGUUCAAGGGAAGCAUAUGAAUCGACGGGAUCCAGGGCAUGAGGGAGAUGGAGUUGAGAAUAUGCAGAACAAAAAGAUAUGUGUCAAUGGUUACAAUGCACGUUGGGAACAAGGUCGAAACAAUAACAAAUUAGAGGUGGAGAAUUCAGGGCCAACCUACAAUAUGCAAGAGUAUUUCAAUAUGGAAGGCUACUUUGGGGUGAAAGUCACACCAUUGGGCUCAAACUUGUAUUUGUUAGAAGAAAGAGAGGAUGGUGAACUGAAGGCGCUAAUAAAGGAAGCUUCAGAUUGGAUUAAUCAAUGGUUUGUAGAAAUAAGACCGUGGAGUCCAAAGGAGGUUGAUAAUGAAAGGCUUACAUGGUUAAGAGUAUUUGGGCUACCCUGUCAUGCUUGGCAUGCUAAAGUCUUUGAUUUCAUGUCCAAAUCGGUUGGGGUGUUCAUAUGUGUUGAUGAAGAAACCACCAAGCAUAAGACUAUGGAUGUCGCCAGGAUUCUUAUUAGAACAAAAUAUUGUAUGGUGUUGAAUGAAACUUACAAUAUUUCGAUCAAUGAAAAUAUUUUCAGAAUCAAAGUGGUUGAGGAUACACAUGAUCCUAUGUGUAUACCUUUGAAUCACCUUGGGAAUAAUCACAACAACAGCAAUGGCUCCGCGGAAAGUUCUGACGAGGAUAAUGGAUGUUGGGAGUAA